GAAGUCCCGAAGUGUAUGAUAUCUAGCGGCUAUUUAUAUCUGGCUACCAAGGCCGACGAUUCAGAUCUUGGGUGGUUUAGAGCCAUCCAUUUUGCCAUAUUUGCAGUGUUAACUGGUGCGAUAGUGCAAAAUUUGUUACAGAUCUUAAACAGCUAUUUGUUCAAAAUUAAAAUGUUGCGUAACUUUGUAACCAUAGUUGUUUUGUUUUUGUUACACGAAUAUAUAUGCGAUGAGAAUGUUGAUAAAAAAAAGACAUUUAGUUUUGAAAUUCGUCGUUACAAGACACCAACCGAACAUUAUUUGAAUUAUGGAGAGCAAUUAGGGCCAGACUUCAAGCAAAUUUUGAAAAUGGCGCGAGAUAAUGAUUCGAUUGCCCUGUACAGGUUCUUAGACGAUGAAUUUUAUGGCCAAAUUGUUAUUGGACAUCCAGGACAAACGUUAUAUGUAAAUUUUGAUACCACAUGGAGUUAUUCAUGGGUGAUGUCUUCGAAAUGUAGUUCCAUUAAGACGAUUGGUUGUUAUUUUCACCGUAAAUAUGAUCAUACCAAAUCGUCAGAAUAUAAAAAAGAUGGCCGACCGUUUGCCAUGGAUUUGGGGACAUACAAUUUAACGGGGUUUUAUUCUUACGACAAUAUUUCGAUUGCACAUUCGAAUGUAACUGGCCAAUCUUUUAUUGAAAUGGUUGAUGUCCCAUACGAAUUUAUCAUCAACAAAGCUGAUGGCGUUAUGGGUUUAGGUUUACAAACUGACGCAAAUUAUACCCCAUUUUUCUACACUUUACUUCAUCAAAAGAAAAUUAAAGAACCGAUAUUUUCAAUUUAUUUAAACAGGGAUCGUCAGUCGAAUCGUGGGGGUAAUGUAAUGCUAGGUUUCGUUGAUCCUAAACAUAUCCAUAAAACGAAAAUUAAUGGUAAAAUAGUAGCAGACAAUUUUACCUAUUUAAGUGUGGAAAAUUAUGCGUAUUGGCAAUUUCAAAUGGACAGGGUUGUCGUUAACGAUCCAAAGGGCGAAAAUGUAGUAGUGUGUCAAAAUGGGUGUAAAGCUAUUGCAGACACAAGUUCUAAUACAAUCGUUGGUCCGCAGGAAGACAUAUUCCAAAUCCACGAUAAGAUAAAGGCAGAAGAAUUUUUCAUGCAUAGAUAUACAGUUAACUGUGACACCAUAAAUAAAUUACCCAAAAUCGAUUUCAUACUCGGUGGGAAGAAUUUUACACUUGUAGGAGAGGAUUAUACAGUUAAAAUGUCCUACCAUUCAAUUACUCUUUGUCUGUCAGCAUUUGUUCCUGCUUACACUAUUCAAGAACAGGACAGAUGGAUCCUUGGAGGUGCUUUCUUGGCUAAAUUUUACACUGUAUAUAAUGUUCAAGAGAAAACUAUCGGUUUCGUUCUCUCUCAUUAAUUUGUAUAUGUAGUUUUCAACUAUCGCUUUUAAAAAUGACAACUGGUUGCCAUUUGAAUUAAAUUCAUUUUGUAGUUAUUUUUAAAUUAAGUCAUGCUUAAAAUUUAAAUCUAAUGCCCGUUUUUCAUCAAUUUUACACCGUACGUAGUUACGAUUUUAACGUAAUAACUUCUUAAAAAGAUCGUAAAAUCAAGGAUAUUUUAUUAUAGAACUUCUUAACUUCCAAAUUUGUUCGAUUGAGAACACUUAAAAACUUUUUAAACUUUUUACUAAAAUUGUAUAAACUUCGAUUAGAAGAAAAUAAAAUGUGAGUUUAGUGCUCAUUUAAUUUUGUAUUAAUCAUUGUUCGGAAAACAUUACACAUAAUUUUUUUACCGAAACAAAUUGUCAGGAUUAUACCGAAAAUAAAAGUUUUUUUUUAAUUAUAUGGAGAAGCAACUGAAUCAUUUUUUCAAACAUUUAAUUAAAAAAUAAUUUACAUUUAGUUAUUUUUUAUCAGUAAAUGAGGUCAGAUUAAAUUUUUACAACAUUAUAAUAGGCAAACUGGUGUUCCUUGUGUUUUUUGUCUCGUAAUAUUUUACAUUGAUUUGUUUCUUAUUCAUCUCAUGAAGCUCUCGAACAAAAAUUUGUAAUUGCGUAUAAUUUGAGACACAGAAAUAAGUUUAAUAAGCUUUUCGAUAAUAAGUAGUUUGGCGAGACGCUAACCGUAUUAAAAAAUAUAUUCGAACAUGCUAAAGGUAAUUCAUGAUUAUUUUGCCAUAUGAAUUUUCGUUAACAAAUUUAAAUGUUAAAAUCAGUUCAUUGAAAAGUUAAUUUACUUUUUUUAUGUCUCACGUAAUACGUGUACCUAUCCAUUAAUAUUAUAAGUAGAUUAAGCCUUUUUUACUUUGAAUUUAUGGUAUUAUGUACGUAUAGAAUUACAACUUAAACAUUUUGCAGUUUUGAAAGUAGGUAGACAUUCUCCCUAUGUAAAACCUACACUUUUUUUGUUUUUAAAAAUUGAUUAUUCAUAUUUUCGAAAAGUAUCUGUAUCCAAGAUGAUCUAGAUUCCGUAAGUAUAAUUUUUUUAAAAGACAAAUACAAACUGCAUUUCAUUAAUUCAUUAAAAUCUAUAUAUUGUAGUAUAGGCAUUUUUUAAUGUUUGCUUUUGUCUUGCAAUUAUUAUUGCUGUUAAUUAUAAAAGUUCAGAGAGUUUAAGUUGUAUACAUUUAUAAGUAGCAUUAGAUUUUACUGUUUCAUUUAUGUAGUUUUUUUACAAAUAAAUUUAUAUGCAUCUAUAAA
Molecule: messenger RNA, 2679 nt
Organism: Zophobas morio
Lineage: Eukaryota; Metazoa; Arthropoda; Insecta; Coleoptera; Tenebrionidae
Product: lysosomal aspartic protease-like
Exons: 9
Coding region: 16-1398 (460 amino acids)
Biological process (GO): proteolysis; cell death
Cellular component (GO): lysosome
Molecular function (GO): aspartic-type endopeptidase activity
Source: RefSeq, a predicted model, not a curated record